CGAGAGGCUGCCGUACACCCGCGCUGAGAGGCUGACGAUGGCCUGAUGCCCCAGUCCAGGACCUUGAUAGGCGGAACACUAACCGUCCAGGCAUGGAGGACAAACGGAACAUCCAGAUCAUUGAGUGGGAACACCUGGACAAGAAGAAGUUCUAUGUCUUUGGGGUCUGCAUGACCAUGAUAAUCCGGGUGAGCGUUUACCCCUUCACCCUCAUCCGGACGCGCCUGCAGGUGCAGAAGGGCAAAAGCCUAUACAAUGGGACGUUUGACGCCUUUGUGAAGAUCUUGCGGACGGAAGGGGCCGCUGGGUUUUACAGGGGGUUCCUGGUCAAUACGUUUACUCUGAUCUCCGGCCAGUGCUACGUGACCACCUACGAACUGACCCGCAAGUACGUGUCAAAAUACAGCAGCAGCAAUACUGUGAAGUCAUUGGUUGCCGGGGGUUCUGCGUCUCUGGUUGCUCAGAGCAUCACGGUACCUAUAGAUGUGGUCUCCCAGCACCUUAUGAUGCAGCGCAAAGGAGAGAGUAUGGGGAGGUUCCGGGUACAUGCAACAGAUGGGAAACAGCCAGUAAUGUUUGGCCAGACCAAGGACAUAAUCCUGCAGAUUUUCCGCGCCGACGGUUUCCGAGGUUUCUACAGGGGAUACGUAGCGUCCCUGCUAACCUACAUCCCUAACAGUGCAGUGUGGUGGCCAUUCUACCACUUAUAUGCAGAGCAACUGUCCCGCCUGAGCCCUAACGACUGUCCCCACCUCCUGCUUCAGGCUAUAGCCGGCCCACUAGCCGCUGCCACUGCCUCUACCAUCACCAAUCCCAUGGAUGUGAUAAGGGCACGUGUGCAGGUGGAAGGCAAGAGCUCCAUUAUCAAUACCUUCAGGCAGCUGAUGGCAGAAGAAGGUCCGUGGGGAUUGACCAAAGGCCUUUCCGCCCGUAUCAUAUCCUCUACUCCUUCCACCAUAGUCAUCGUGGUGGGUUAUGAGACACUGAAGAAGCUCAGCCUAAGGCCGGAACUGGUGGACUCGAGACAUUGGUGACUGGUAGAGCUUGUGGAACCUUGUCCAUCAGUAGAGACACUGGAACUUUGGUGGAACUUUGAGGGUAUCAUCAGGAGAACGUGCUGGAAUAUCACUGGGCCCAUCUUCUACUUGGUUCUUCCAUGAGCUGCUGCUGGACUGGAAUUGGGCGCCCAGACACUGAGAAGCACAAGAGGACAAGACCUUGUGACUCUCCGAACCAAUAGCUGUGUAUGUGACCUUCCUACUCCCGCCCCCUCACGCGUGUGUCAUACACGCGUAUUCCGUGUGGCCUCUCCGCUCCUUCUCAAGAUUCUGGGAUUUCCUCUCUUUUUCUUCAGUUUUAAAAACACAGGGUAUUUUUCCCCUUUUUAUAAAGACUUCUAGAUUUUUUUACACAGAUGCCCGGUCCCUUUUAUUUAAUGUAAUUGCCAAAUGGAGGGUGGGGGGUGGCAGGGUGCCUAGGUGCUUACAUAGAGAUUGUAUCGGUCCACGGGGGAAAUUCUCCGUCUGCUUACUGUUGGUUUCGUUUGGCCUAAAGCGCCUUUCCCUUUGCGCCUCCCUGCAGGGCUGACCGAUAGUAAUGGGUACUUGUUUCUUUUUAAAGGGGAAGUAUGCCUUUUGUUUUGCAUCUCUAUAAGUAUAACUGAAGGUGGAAUAUUCUAAGCAACAUUAUUAGAAAUCUUACAUUUAUUUUUGCUUCCCCCCCCCCUAAUUUUACAUGGUCUGUCCCUAGAAUUAAGCUUAAAAGGAUACUGGUGCCUUUUUUUUGGGGGGGGGGGGGGAAGUGGUCUGAAUUGCAAGGCUUUAGUUUCAGUUGAAUUGCUGCUUGCUUUUCUCUAUGGAACCUCCUGCAGCUGUCAGCUGAAAAUAGGGCAUUUAAAAAAUAAAAAGUCAUCUCAAGGAUAGCGGGGUGCAGGAAUGACCAGAAAUUAGAAAAAUAAAUAAAGGGGUUAGUAUCCUUUUAAAAUGUGACCACUGUACCAGACAAACUAAAUAUUAGGUUAGUUUUUAUUGCCAUUACCCAGGCCAGUGGCAAAGUUGCUUUAUACAAUAAGUCCAUUACCCAGCGAGUCGGACCUCCCGUACGGAUGGAUACACUAGAGGGGGCUCUUGUCAUGUAAUGGGGGGGUGCGUCCGGUCUCCUCGGCUUCUGUUACUAAAUAAAUUCUAAACCUGUGGGUCGGGGUGGGUCUUUGUUUGUAUCCGGUUGUACUGCAGAUUUUUAUGUGUAUGUAUAUAUUUAAACUCUUUUUAAAAAAAAAAAAAA
Molecule: messenger RNA, 2283 nt
Organism: Xenopus tropicalis (tropical clawed frog)
Lineage: Eukaryota; Metazoa; Chordata; Amphibia; Anura; Pipidae
Gene: slc25a44
Product: solute carrier family 25 member 44
Biological process (GO): branched-chain amino acid catabolic process
Cellular component (GO): membrane; mitochondrion
Molecular function (GO): branched-chain amino acid transmembrane transporter activity
Source: RefSeq, marked validated